This is a messenger RNA of Micropterus dolomieu (smallmouth bass), 7727 nucleotides long. RefSeq names its product plexin A4 (gene plxna4). Gene Ontology annotation, biological process: semaphorin-plexin signaling pathway involved in axon guidance; regulation of GTPase activity; regulation of cell shape. NCBI's taxonomy places the organism in Eukaryota, Metazoa, Chordata, Actinopteri, Centrarchiformes, Centrarchidae. Gene Ontology annotation, molecular function: semaphorin receptor activity. Gene Ontology annotation, cellular component: semaphorin receptor complex. The transcript has 26 exons. The coding region runs from base 68 to 3961 and encodes 1297 amino acids. The record is from RefSeq and is a predicted model, not a curated record.
GUUGGAGGCCCAUAAUGUCCCAGAACUCUCUGCGGGUGUCAACUGCACCUUUGAGGACCUGGCUGAGAUGAAUGGCUUGGUGGACGGAAACCGGAUCAAAUGCUUCUCCCCGGCUGAGAAAGAGAUGCCACGCAUUAUUGUUGACAAAGGUGACCACCAGAUUGUGCAGCUCUAUCUCAAGUCCAAGGAGACAGGCCUAGCAUUCGCGAAUACCAGUUUUGUUUUCUACAACUGUAGCGUGCACAAGUCGUGUCUGUCAUGUGUGAGUAGUCCUUACCAGUGCCACUGGUGUAAAUACAGGCAUGACUGUACCCACGAUCCUCGCACAUGUUCCUUCCAGGAGGGACGAGUCAAGAAGCCUGAGGGGUGUCCCCAGUUGCUGCCUGCAGAUAGGAUCCUGGUGCCAGUGAACGUGGUAAAGCCUAUCACCCUACGGGCAAAGAAUCUCCCCCAGCCUCAGUCUGGACAGAGGGGUUAUGAGUGUCUGCUGACCAUCCAAGGAAACGAGCACAGAGUUCCUGCCCUGCGCUUCAACAGCUCCUCAGUGCAGUGUCAAAACACAUCAUAUUUCUACGAUGGGAUGGAGAUGAGCAGUCUUCCCGUGGAGCUGACAGUCAUCUGGAACGGAGAUUUCAGCAUCGACAACCCCGCCCACAACAAAGUCCAUCUGUACAAGUGCGACGCUCAGCGUGGAAGCUGUGGCUUGUGUCUGAAGGCAGACCCGCUGUUUGGGUGCGUUUGGUGUAAAGGAGAGAACCGCUGUACCCUCAAGCAACACUGCCCCCACCCCGAGAACCAGUGGCUGGAGCACAAUGGCAUCAACAGCAAGUGCACCCACCCACGGAUCACACAGAUCACCCCCCUCCGGGGUCCCAGGGAGGGCGGCACCCUCGUGACUAUCCGUGGUGAGAACCUAGGACUGGAGUUCAGAGAGAUUCAGGAUAACGUGAAGGUGGCUGAAGUGGACUGCACCCCUAUAAGUGAGGGUUACAUCCCUGCUGAACAGAUUGUGUGUGAGAUGGGUAAAGCAGAGAAGAGCCAGUAUACUGGGAAUGUGCAGGUCUGUGUUGGGGUUGGAGAGUGCAGACCAGAAUUCAUGGCAAAGUCCUCCAAGUACUACUAUUUUGUGAUUCCAAGGAUUAUCAACCUCAAGCCCGGCCGAGGGCCUGUUUCUGGGGGAACCAUUGUCAACAUCACCGGCAGCCACCUUGAUGCUGGCAGCAAUGUGUCAAUCAUGUUUAAGGACCAGCCAUGCACUUAUCUGAGGAGGGGUGGCCAGUGGCUCACUUGCCGAACCCAUGCUUCUCUGCAUGGGUAUGGAAAUGUGUCUGUAUCUGUGAGCAUAGACAAGGCUCAUCUCCAGAAAGACCUGCGGUUUGAGUAUGUGGAAGAUCCCACCAUCACCAAGAUAGAGCCAGAGUGGAGCAUCUACAGUGGACAUACCCCAGUGACAGUGACAGGAACUAACCUGGACAUCAUUCAGACCCCACUCAUCAGAGCCAAAUAUAACAGCCAUGAGACACUCAAUUUGUGCCAGGUGCUCAGCCCUACAUCCAUGCUGUGCCAGGCCCCGGAGCUGUCCAUCAGUCUGGCCAGGCAGCAAGAGGUGCCGGAAAGACCUGAUGAGUUUGGCUUUAAACUGGACGAUGUGCAGGCACUGAUGGCACUCAACAACACCAACUUUAUCUACUACCCCAAUCCUGAGUUUGAACCACUCAGUGUGUCUGGGGUGCUGGAGCUUAAACCUGGAUCACCCAUUAUACUGAAGGGGCGGAACUUCCUCCCACCAACCAAUAGUGGUAAUGGAAAGCUGAACUACACAGUUCUGAUUGGCGAGAAGCCCUGCAUGUUAACAGUGUCAGAAACCCAGCUGCUCUGUGAGUCACCCAACCUGACAGGCCGACACAAGGUCCUGGCACGUGUGGGUGGUAUCGAGUUUUCCCCAGGCGUGGUUCACAUCACGUCCGACAGCCCCCUCAGCAGCACGGCGAUCAUUGGCAUUGCUGCAGCCGGUGCCCUGCUCAUACUCUUCAUCGUGGUGGUGCUCAUCGCCUAUAAGCGCAAGUCUCGUGAGAGUGACCUGACCUUGAAGAGGCUGCAGAUGCAGAUGGACAACCUCGAGUCACGUGUGGCUCUGGAGUGCAAAGAGGCUUUUGCAGAACUCCAGACAGACAUUCAUGAGCUGACCAGUGAUCUGGAUGGAGCAGGAAUCCCCUUCUUGGACUACAGGACCUACACUAUGAGGGUCCUCUUUCCAGGCAUCGAGGAACAUCCUGUACUGAGGGAUCUGGAGGUGCCAGGCUACCGCCAGGAGCAAGUAGAGAAGGGGCUGAAACUCUUUGGCCAGCUCAUUAACAACAAAGUCUACCUGCUGUGUUUUAUUCGCACUCUGGAGGCCCAGCGUGGUUUCUCCAUGAGGGACCGUGGCAACGUGGCCUCACUAAUCAUGACAGUGCUGCAGAGCAAGUUGGAGUACGCCACUGAUGUCCUAAAGCACCUGCUUUCUGACCUCAUAGACCGUAACCUUGAGAGCAAGAACCACCCAAAACUACUGCUUCGCAGGACUGAGUCUGUUGCAGAGAAAAUGCUGACCAACUGGUUUACGUUCCUGCUCUACAAGUUUCUAAAGGAGUGUGCAGGCGAACCUCUCUUCUCCCUGUUCUGUGCCAUCAAGCAGCAGAUGGAGAAAGGCCCCAUUGACUCCAUCACAGGAGAGGCACGCUAUUCGCUCAGUGAGGACAAGCUCAUCAGACAACAGAUUGACUACAAGACUCUGGUGGUGAACUGCAUCCAUCCAGAGAAUGAGAAAAGCCCAGAGAUCCAGGUGAAGGUGCUGAACUGUGAUACCAUCAGCCAGGUGAAGGAGAAGAUCCUGGAUGCCAUCUACAAGAACGUCCCACACUCCCACCGUCUAAAAGCCUCUGACAUGGACCUGGAAUGGCGUCAGGGUCGAGGACAGCGCAUGAUCCUGCAGGAUGAGGACGUCACCACUAAGAUCGAAGGUGACUGGAAGAGACUGAACAUGCUGGCCCAUUAUCAGGUAACUGAUAAUGCAGUUAUGGCCCUGGUUCCAAAGCAAGUUACAGCCUACAAUUCAGUAAACAACUCCACUGUGUCUCGAACUUCUGCAAGUAAAUAUGAGAACAUGAUCAAGUACACUGGAAGCCCUGACAGCCUGCGUUCCCGUACUCCUAUGAUCACUCCUGACCUGGAGAGCGGGGUCAAGGUUUGGCACCUGGUAAAGAACCAUGAGCACGGAGACCAGAAGGAGGGCGAUCGUGGCAGCAAGAUGGUAUCUGAGAUCUACCUGACACGACUUCUGGCUACCAAGGGUACAUUACAGAAGUUUGUGGAUGACCUGUUUGAGACCAUCUUCAGCACAGCCCAUCGAGGCAGUGCCCUGCCUCUGGCCAUCAAAUACAUGUUUGACUUCCUGGACGAGCAGGCCGACAAACACAACAUCCAUGACCCACAUGUCCGACACACAUGGAAGAGCAACUGCCUACCUCUGCGUUUCUGGGUGAAUGUGAUCAAGAACCCCCAGUUUGUGUUUGACAUACAUAAGAGCAGCAUCACGGAUGCCUGUCUGUCUGUGGUGGCCCAGACCUUCAUGGACUCCUGCUCCACCUCAGAACACCGCCUUGGGAAGGACUCACCCUCCAACAAGCUGCUUUAUGCCAAGGACAUUCCCAGCUAUAAGAGCUGGGUGGAGAGGUACUACUCAGACAUUAGUAAGAUGCAGGCAAUCAGCGACCAGGACAUGAAUGCCUAUUUGGCAGAACAGUCACGGAUGCACAUGAACGAGUUCAACACCAUGAGCUCUCUUAGUGAGAUAUACUCCUACGUGGGGAAAUACACUGAAGAGAUUGUGUGUGCACUGGAGCAGGACGAUGCAGCCAGGAAACAGAGGUUGGCCUUCAAGCUGGAGCAGGUGGUGGCCUUCAUGAGUCUAGAGAGCUGAGGACCGCACUUCCCAGGGCGCACUGGGAAGAGACCCCAUCAGAAACCGAGCCGUGCCUGAGCGAAGACCUGUCCCCAUCUUUUUCAUCAUGUGACUUCCUCCCCUCCACCUUUCAAAGAUGAUGACUUCUUCCUUGACCUUUUUUCAGCUUCCUCUUCACCAAGAAAUAUUGUUUUCCUCAUCCACUCUGCUGCAUAGACUAGUUUACCUGAAUAUAUCUGGAGGGUGGUUCGGGGCUGAGGUUGGCAUCUCCCACAGUGCAAUGUGUGGGAUCCCUCAGCUUCACCACAAGGAGAGCUUCAAGGGGUGAUUGCUUGAAAGCUGGCCAUAUUGGCAUACUUCGGUCCCCCUGCUGAAAGAAAAGGGGGGGGGGGGGAUGUUUUUAUGUUGCCUUCAAGAAUUUAUAAGUAAUUCUUUAAAACCCACAAUGUUGGGUGUCCAUUUUGUUGAGAACUUUUUUCAAAAAUAGGAUAGUUAAAAUAAAACCAUCUCUAGAGUCCAGUUUAUUGUAGUUCUAUAUUAUACAGAAUCAAGAGGAAACAUCGAACAUGAUGACUGCAAGCCAAAUGAACACCUCUGAAGAAAAUUAAUGCAAGGAUGGUUUGCCGAGUUUACACUGUACCUACAAGUGAAGCAUACAUAUCUGCGAAAUAUGGGUCGAGUCCAGGCAAACCUAGAAUGUUCUUGUGUUCUUUCAAUGUAGCUGGAGUUGUAUUUAAGAAAAAGACUGAUGGGGGUAGGGAAGGAUUAGUGCUUCUCUGAACUUUUCCUUUAUUGAAAUGUGACUGACACUGAAACUUUGCAAGAUUCGCACAUUUUUCCCUGGCCCAGCAUACAUUUCCUUCAAAGAAAAUGCUCAUGAUUUCUGCUUCCAUCUAGCUUAUGUGGCUACUGCAAAAUUAACCUAUUAGACAAAACCCUGGAGGCCCCGACCCAAGUUGGAUCCUCUGUAAGAAGCACACAACCAACUCUGGAAGACAGUGUUUUGACUGGUAAUCCAAACACCAGGAGCAGUCUUUGUCUGGCUCUCGCCACUUCCAAUCUUGUGUCGCCAUUGCGACGGUCUAUCAAAGCACACACAUACGCACAGAUUCUCACAAUCAGCAGCUGCCCAAGAUCCUGACUGCCCAGAUAUCUACGCCAACCCUGGAGGGGGUAAAGGGAAGAGCUGACUGAAAUGUACCGGGUAAGAAACUGCUUGAUCAUUAAAAAUAAGAAGAAUGAUUCAAUACAGUGUAGCCAGAGAUGGCUGACUGCUCCUUAACGGGGCCCUGUGUGAGAGUAGCACUUCUUUCCCAGGAUAUUCUUAUUUAAAGACUUUUGUGUGGAGAAAACAAACAAGAUGGACUUAGUCGGUCAGCCAAAAACCAAAGGAGCUUGAAAUAUUCAAAACGGUCAAAAAUGUAUUUGCAAAGUGCCACUGAGGAACUGACAAAAAAAGGACGAUGUAAAAGACAACCACUUCUAGGACAAAAAAAAAUAUUGUGACUGGAACUUUAAGAAACCUGUGUGAUUUUUCUGACCUCAGUGUGUCGAGGUGAGAGGCUCUGUGGGUGAGGUGAUCUGAUCCUCCUUUCUCUUUCCAUCGUCCCGGGUCUCUCCAGCUCUCGGCACACCGUUCACCCUUGUGUCCAGCUCCUGACUUACCAGUUUUCUUUUCUGUUUUGCACAAGCGUUGGAGAUGGUAGCUAGUUGCAUACGGCAAAACCCCAACUCUUGAGUGUGUAACUGUUGAGGCGCUCUUGUCUGUAUUAGUGUAGUUGUCCUCAGUGGCGGCAGGGGGCGGCCUUCUCCAAGCCUCAAAAAAAAGAAAAUAAAAGAAAAAAUCUGAUAAAGCAGUGCAGGAACAGAACAAGAAGUGAGAAUUGUGGCAGGAUAAACAGAAAAUCAUAGACAUUAACUAAGAUAAGACUUUAUGGAGAGAGUGAUUGAAAGAGAGAUGAUGGAGGCGCCCUCCGUACCUUUUGACCUCUGCCCUUUCUUUUGCCUUGACAACGUGCCCCAUGUGGUGAUGUGAAUGUGUGAAGACCGCCCUAGGUCCACCUUGGGUCCUUUAUUGGCUUUUUAAGCGCAUGUAAAACGUAAACAAUUUAAGAAACUUAUUUAAAAAAAAAAAAGUGAAAAAUAAGAAAAUUAAGCCUUGCAAUGAUGAUGUGGAUGUGUUCUUUUAUCUUUCUUUUGCUUGGAAGAAUCGAGAUGGAAAAAGUGGAUUGUUCAUGUAAUAAAAACUAUAACUUUCGUUUAAGGUGGAACCUUUAUCCAGUUCAGCCCUUACUGCAGAACCUCAUGCCCAUGGUUUUUGUGACGUGUUAGAUGCUAAAUAAAACAGAUAUUAUAUACCCUUGCAUGUUGACCUAUUUGGAUGGUAUGAAAUGGAACUGUCUUGCUCAAAGAUAUUUAUAAACUCCUACUACAUCUAGGGACUUCAAAGCCUUUUACAAGCCAAGUGUUAAUUUUAAGAUUAUGGAUCUCACAUAAAGACAACAUGAAUCCUGUUUUGAAUUUCUUGUCCUCUUUGCCGUGUCCUCCAUUAUAGGCCUCAGCGUCUCAGUUUUAGUACACUGAAGAUGCAAGUCAAGACUUGCUCUGUCUUUGCUGCUAUUUCAUCUUGUUUUGAGAUUUGUCUGCUGCAUUAUUAACUGCAGAUUGAUUAUUUCAUCAUCAUCAUUAUUCCAUAAAACAUUUUUUCCCCAUCAAUUGAGCCCAAAACAUGCAUAAACAAUUUGAGUGAUGAAGCCCUGUUUUUCAAUAACUAAAGAUGGGCCCAACCCAUUAAAACACACAGAUGUGGUUCGAUAAGGGUUCAUUUCAUAAAAAGCAACAAAAGACUGCAUCAGUGUGCCACCAUGUGUGUCACAUGUUACUAUCCCUUACACCUGGAAGAAACCAACAUGUAAUUUAUCAUACAGAUAAACAACUUUCUAACAAGACAGGCACAUUAGGCUUGAUAGUAGACUUAUGUGUAAGACUGAGUUUGGCAAAUGACGGUCUUGUAUGCGAGAUAUCCAAGUCAUUGUCCAUUAACUACUGUCUGCAGCUAUGCAGUAUGAUGAAUGUCUGUUGUUUCAACUUGGAGGGGUACAUUCACAAGGUGUCUGCCGGAAACGGUAUUUAGUAAACAUAUCCAACCUAUUCAUCCGUUAUUGGAAAAUGAGGGGAAUAAGGAUUGAUUUAACGACUAGACGAUUAAUUCAUGCAAGGCUGGCAUUAAUAUUGUAAGAAACGUACUACUGAAACACCUUUGGACAAUUUCAAAGAACCUCUGUCAUUCAUGUAGCCAAUGUAUACUCUGUCUAGAUACCGUAAGUUUCCCCUCACAGCCGCGUGUUAAUAAAUAACACAAGGCAAGAGUCCUGGACUGUUACUGUGAAUCUGCCCCCCAGUGUAACAUCCUGCCUUUCAUUUCUCCCUGCCCUGUCCCUUCCCCUGCAACAAAGGUUGUCUGCUAGUAGCCACCUUGUGUUGCCAAGAGCACAGAUAAAGUUUCCACCUUCAAACGUUUUGUAGGAACUAAAAAUAUCCUCCUAGCUCAGUGUUAUAGCAGGUGUUACAGAAACAUGCUAGAAGACUUUUACUAGACCAUAUUUGAAAGAUAAAGAGUAUCUUAUCGAGAGAUAAAAACGAAACCUGGGGGAUAUAAGGCGAGCUUCUCUAACUUUGUUAUAAUUAAUUGUAUACCUGUGUAUGUAAAUAUAAUGCAUUCCUAUUUUGCAGUCAAGAACAAAAUACUAUUUGUAAUAUAGAAUAAACUUUAUUAUGAAACCAA